Uncinocarpus reesii 1704 is the source of this 516-nucleotide messenger RNA. RefSeq lists its product as uncharacterized. The record is from RefSeq and is a predicted model, not a curated record. Bases 1 to 516 code for a protein of 171 amino acids. The transcript has 2 exons. Lineage: Eukaryota; Fungi; Ascomycota; Eurotiomycetes; Onygenales; Onygenaceae.
AUGGGAUUGAGAACGUGGGCCAUUAUUGCGAAUUCAAGCUCCGACGACCGGAAGCUUAGGAAUCCAUAUGCCAAUGGCAUCGGCCAUUUGACGCCAUCGAUGGCGGAUAGCCGUCAAACCCAGCGCAUAGACGAGGAUACAUUGGUUCAACCGUCCUGGAGGCUGGAGCGUUCAUGUCCACGCUUGUUCCAUCGCGUUCCAGGAACCGCCUUGUCGACUUCCUUACAUCCGCUUGCCACAUUCCCCCGGGUGGACCUUUUGCCAGUCAAUUCUGUCACGUUGAAGAGGGAUUAUUCGGCCAGCAACCGCUUAUCAACUCCCCGAAUCGGCCAUGACGAAACGCGCUCCAGCGAGCCUCGCAGGGUUACUGCUACCACGCCGCGUAAUGUCGAAAAUCUCCCGUCGAAGAGGAUUUUUGUGAUAUUAUGCUCAUCGAAUUCAAACGAUAAUUCCCCUGUGGACUUUUCCUUGAAUCCUGUUAUGAUCUCCAUCCGAUUUUUGCCUAAAACAAAUUGA